UUGGUCAAUCCCAUUUCAGGAGGCAACACUCUACCCAAUCAGCCAUUCCGUCUGAACUGGUCAUGGAUCUCACUGGAGAGGGAGUACUACGAGGUGAAUGAGACUGAGCGGUACCUCAACAUCAAGCUCGUCCGACGUGGAUACCUUGGAGAAACCUCAUUUGUUGGCAUCCAGACCGCUGAUGGCACAGCCAUUGCUGAUGAAGAUUUCCGUGGCAAGUCCGCCCGCCAGGUGCAGUUCAACCCAGGACAGACUGAAGGAUUCUGGAGAGUCCGCAUCCUCAACGACCGUCUCUAUGAGCAAGCUGAGGUGUUUGAGAUCAUCCUCCACGAUCCCGUGAUGGGCGCCUUGGAAUAUCCCGACCGUGCUGUCGUCACCAUCUUUGAUGCAGAGGAUGAAUCUGGUGUAUUUAUCGACCUCCCUGACAACUACGUGAUCGAAGAAGACAUUGGAGAGUUCCUUGUUCCUAUUAGGCGUACUGGAGAUCUCUCACAAGAACUCAUGGCCAGCUGCUCUACCAUGCCAGGCUCUGCUACCGGAUCUGACCCAUCACCAGUCCUCUCAUUCUCUGACUACAUCAGCCGUAUGGAGGAGGACCCAGACAACAUGGUAGCCUUCGACAAGGGAGAAGACCUUGCCUACUGCCGUAUCCUCAUCAUUGACGACUCCCUCUACGAAGAGGAUGAGACCUUCCAAGUCAAACUCAGCAACCCAAUGGGUGGCAGGAUUGGAAACCCCUCAGCAAUCAAUGUUAUCAUUGCUGGCGAUACCGAUGAUGGUAAGUAUCUGUAUGGAAAACACACCUACUUCGUAGAGUAUUGACAAUCAAAAGAAACUUUGAUUUAAUGAAGACAAAUAAAAGAGAAAUGACGACAUUAAGAAUGUGCACUUAGAACAAAAGCACAAAAUAUCUGAGCAACAGAUUCAAUGACAGAUGAUUACCUUUUAUCAAGAAAAAUCAACAUAUAGCUACUAUAAAACGAACACCUUUCCACAAUUUCCUGUUAUUCUUCACUUAAAAAUUAAGAUUAUAUGCUCAUAUUUAUCAAAUUUUCUUAUGCACACUACAUGGAAUAACCUGUUUGCAACAAUGAAAGGAGGGAUUUUCCAAGUUUGAAAUCUUCAUUCUUCUGAUGGGAUAUCAUUCCAUAGUGACAGGAUGAAAGGCUUUACCUUAAUGUUGAAAGAUCUCGUUUGAUCAUGAGAAGUGAUUUUAGGGAGAAAACUAUGAAAACAUGGGCUGCGUUCAGAGGGCAAUCUCCGACUUCCAACCUGGUUCCAAAAUGAAGACCAGGCGCACAUUAUGUAUUGGAUCCUGACUCGCCAUGACAACAUAACACAAUCCACAUGUUAGGAAACAACAUUCAUGUUGUGUGGAGGCCCUCGUGUGUCACGAUUCCACCAACGGCAACCUGCAAGGCUCAAUGUGGGGUUGUCAAAAUAUGAGUCGGCCACCGCUCAUGACGCAGGAUAGGGAUAAUUAGACUAACGCGCUCACAGCAAUAUAGGUCCGUGAGGACAUCUUUAUAGGGGCUGUGCAACAUAAGGGUUCCAACUUAUUCACACGUUUAUUAUCUUCCUCAUAUUAGUUAUGAUAUAUCCCAUGAAUCACAUACAUGUACAGCCAUGUAUAUACAAUAGGAAUGACACAUUGUGAUUUGCCCCUUUUUGGAUACAAGGAUAAAGUCAAGUCAAAUAUUCAUUAAUUAUAACUUUUUGUUCAUUAAAGUCAAUAUAGAACAACUGCAUAAUGACAAUGAGUAAUCUAUGAUGUUAAACAUACCAUCAAAUUCAGAUUAAAGUUCACAAGUUAUUGAAGUUCAAAUAAAACAAAGACAAAUUCAAAAUUAAUACAAGUACAUUAAAAAAAUCAUGUAGGACUAAGUUUUUGACUGAGGAAAAAGUAGGAUUAAGAAAUAAGAAGUUUGAUAUCUGUAAUAGGCCAGAGUAAAAAAAGAAAAAAAUACAUCCACAUGUCUGAAAUUUCAAAAAAUUUACAGUUUAUGGAUGUCAACACUUUGAUGUGGCAGAUGACAAUUAUUAUCCAUUGCUGAAUUCUUUGAAUUCAAGUAAGUUUUACAAAAAACAAAUUGGAACUGAUUAAUUUCACAUGUAGGAGUACACAUACCCUUGACAUUGUUUUUCUUGUUACAAAUUAUUCUUUUAAAAUAGGUUAAAGGUGAUUGAAAGAUUUAAACACGUUGGUCAAAUACAGCAUCCCCCUGACACUCACCUAAUAAUAGAAAAAGUGUUUCUAAUUUGGGCUUUAUGACAGAGAAGGGAAUUCAGUGUGAGGGAUAAUCUGUUGCCGCUGGUGACCCCUUAAUGCUUCCCCCAUCAGAAAGCCAUUGUUAUUCCCUUCUAUCAAUCCUGUGGAUAUUUCCAUAUAUUUCAUGGCCGGCCACAGGUCUAGCCUAUACUAUUGCCCCUUCCCCUGUAAUGGCAUUGGAAGUUGCAGUUGAGUGACCUGUAGUUGCAGGAAACAGAAGUGUGACAUCAAAAAGUUUUGCCCUACAAGUUAUAUAGGAUCAAUUUACAUGACUCAUGAAAAUGAAUUUUAAAAAUGUCCCCUGAAUACAAAUAAUUAUAUUUUCUCACCAAUCAUGAUAUCAAAUUAUUGGUUUAUGAAAGGUGAUCGGCUGAUUGUAAUUUCGUUCAUUAUUUAAAUAAGCUAAUCAUAUAAAACUUGCCUGAAAUGAAUCAUUUAUGAGUCCUCACAAGUCAAAUUGCUGUAAUAGGAAACUGCUGGGUGAUGUUCAUUCUCUCUAAGAAAGUUGUCAGACUGACAUGGAAUAGGAGACCAGAAUAUUAAAAAAAAUGGAAGUCACAUUCCUUUCAAGCUUUAUAUGACAGAAAAUACUGCUGGUAAAGAAUUUGGAGUUUCCUAAUCAUUUUGUAAAGUAAUAAUACCAAGCAGCUAUAUUACAAAAAAUGUUGGGAUACCAACUCUAAUUAAACAGGAUCAUGAAAUAACUGUAAAACGGGCCUACCUAACCAAAAUACCAAUCACUUCAGUCUUACUCCCUGAAAAAAUACACUUCCUUCAAGAAGAUAAAUAUCAAGCAUAUUCAGUCCUUUAAAAGGAAUAAUACUUCGAACAAAAGGUCCAUUUAUACAACACUCUAGAAACACUUUCUGCAUUGACUUGGUCUAUAAUAACACACAUGCUUUCUCCUCCAAUGCUAACCCACAAAUCUAUCAUCAGAACCAGCUCUGUUUAUUGCCCAAAGAACAUGAACUCCCAUACCUCUCCUCAUUGUUUAUUUUCAUGCUGUCUCUUCAGUUAAUGGGCCAGACACCCUACCUGCCUUUAUUGCUGGAGCCCCUCCGGUCAUUCUUAAGGUGAAAGGUCAUCGAAGGUCAUUUGGUAGCUCUACAUUCCCACUUGGGUUCAGAAACAUAAGGAAUGGCAUGAUAUAUAUCUCCAAAAUAAGCAAUUCGAUUUUAUAAGAUGUUGAGAUGUGAAUUAUACUUUCAAAUGAACUUUUUCCAAAACAGGCCUUCCUUCGUUUUUUUUAAAAGUUCCUGAUUUUCUGAUUUAUUUGAAAUGAUCACAGGUUAAAACAAUUUGAAAAUGCACAAUAUUAUUGUGAUUAAAUUGGUAAUCAUAACAAUUCUAAUGAGUAGGUCUUAUUAGGUACAUUGGGUUAGUAUUUUAGUGUUUACAAAUCAAUUGAAUUUACAGAUAAGUUGCUUUUGCACAAAUUUCUAUUCACAAGCAAGAAAAUAAAUCAGCACACUGUUAUUUUGACACUUUGUUCAUUCAUUAUUUGUACAAUUAUCAUCACAACUACACAAAUAGCUGAUCUUUGUUUUUGCUUCCCAAAUAACAUCGCUUGUCGUGAUGAAAACCUUCCUGUCAGCUUCCCGAUAAAAGUCUGCAUCAGCCGGUUGCUUGCCGGUGAUGACUGCAUGAAUAACAAGCGCAAGAUAUCCACAUAGCAUUGUAGAGAGAUGAAAAGAUAGAAGAAUGAAAAAAAAAUACUAAGGGAAAAGGCACGUGAGCGAAAGCUACCAAUCUGCUAGAGGUC
Molecule: messenger RNA, 4031 nt
Organism: Lytechinus pictus (painted urchin)
Lineage: Eukaryota; Metazoa; Echinodermata; Echinoidea; Temnopleuroida; Toxopneustidae
Product: extracellular matrix protein 3-like
Exons: 4
Coding region: 340-822 (160 amino acids)
Biological process (GO): cell communication; anatomical structure morphogenesis
Cellular component (GO): membrane
Source: RefSeq, a predicted model, not a curated record